Caenorhabditis sp. 36 PRJEB53466 is the source of this 637-nucleotide messenger RNA. The record is from the annotation of a GenBank genome assembly. Lineage: Eukaryota; Metazoa; Nematoda; Chromadorea; Rhabditida; Rhabditidae.
AUGAUUAGCAAUUUGAGUGAAGAUACUCUCGAAGGAGCUCCGGAAUAUUUGAAAAAAGAGUGAGUUACCCGGAAAAUAUGAAUUUACAAUCUUCUAAUCUUUAGUGCAAUUCGUUGGAGCUCGGCAGCUCAACUCUAUGAUGAACUGCAGAGAAACGAAUCGGGAGGACACCAAAAAGAGAGCCACUUUUCGACGCACCAUCGAGUUUUCAAGAAGAAAAAGUGCAGAAGUCGUGAGUGAAAUUUCCAUUAACAAAUUUCUCUACAUUCUCCAGAUGAUUUCCGUUACAAACUAUACUUUAUGGGCGCUGCUCCCGUCAAUUUAGUGCUGCUUAGACUACAAACUAUACUUUAUGGGCGCUGCUCUCGUGCAUUCAGGGCUGCUUAGAGUACAAACUAUCUUUUUUGGGCGCUGCUCCUGUGAAUUUGGUUGAUAAUUGUCAAUUUAAAAUGAAAAAUAGUGCUUUCCUGAGUAUUGUAGGUCCACAAUAUUCUUUAGCUGCUGUAUAACUCCCAUAAUUCCAGAAUACCACUCCCCGGAACGUCUGUCCCCCGGCCAUCGCCGUCUGUCGCACAAUCACCUGUUUGGAGGCAGUCUGAUGGAAAUGACCGCUCAUUUGAACGGGUAUGUUUUAUGA